CAGAAUCAUGAGCUCAAAGAGUUCAAGAAAAAAAAAAUGUGGGAACUGGCAACGUCUCCUUCAAAAUCGAUCAUCAUGAACAUUGGUAUGUCGUACAUGUCACCGAACGAUAUCCAAGUCAUUCCCAUCAUGAUGCUUUUCAUGCUUUUUAUCAAUACAUUUAAAGAAAUGUUUGUGGUGAACGUGAAGUUCAAACAACUUGAUUCCAGUAUUGAGUCUGAAAUUGAUUCUUACGAUGUGAGUAUCAUGAAACUCAUUUAUAUACUAUCGUGCUGUGGAAACCUGCUAGUCGGGUUAUGGAAACUAUACUCAAUGGGCUUAGUUCCAAACAAAUCGAGCGAUUGGCUGGGAUGGGAACAG
Molecule: messenger RNA, 360 nt
Organism: Pichia membranifaciens NRRL Y-2026
Lineage: Eukaryota; Fungi; Ascomycota; Pichiomycetes; Pichiales; Pichiaceae
Exons: 1
Biological process (GO): protein folding in endoplasmic reticulum
Cellular component (GO): EMC complex
Source: RefSeq, a predicted model, not a curated record